AUGGUCAGGGCGAUGGGUAUUGCCGCGGCAAAAGGCUUCACCGCCGGUUCCAUGCACUUCACGCCCAGCGGCGUCGUGUGUCUAGCUUUCGCCUUCGUGGCUGCGGUUGCGAUCGUGGCCGUCGCCGUGUUCGGCUGCGCCGGCCACAAGAGCUCCGGCGGGAAGAAGCCUCGACGUGGUCAUGGCGGCUCCUACUGGGCAGCUGGAGCGGGCGCAGGCGCAGGCGUCUAUGUUGGAGACAGCGGUGUUAGCACAGGCGGUGGUGGCUGUGGCGGCGGAGGGGGAGGAGGUGGUGGCUGUGGAGGUGGAGGAGGCGGUGGAGGUUGCUGA
Molecule: messenger RNA, 330 nt
Organism: Triticum turgidum subsp. durum (durum wheat)
Lineage: Eukaryota; Viridiplantae; Streptophyta; Magnoliopsida; Poales; Poaceae
Source: the annotation of a GenBank genome assembly